Triticum urartu is the source of this 2027-nucleotide messenger RNA. The record is from RefSeq and is a predicted model, not a curated record. Lineage: Eukaryota; Viridiplantae; Streptophyta; Magnoliopsida; Poales; Poaceae.
AGAUGCUCGCGGAUCGCGCGCCGCCACGCCCCUCCGUCGCCGGCGUUGACCCGCAGUCCACCUUCCCCAUCUUUCGCUCCCUCUCUCCACCCGUCGCGCUCUCGCGGCAUCCCAUUGAUCCACGGCUACUCUCGCUGAUCAUCAAACAUCUUCUGCUCCAACAAGGAUAUCUUCCUCCGCGAGCUCAUAUCCGCGCGCUCGGUAUUCGGCGCCGCCCGCGCGUGCGCCUACGACAGCCUCUCCAUGGGCUGGCUCCCGCCCAGCAGCCCCCACUGGCGCGCCCUCCGCAAGCUGUGCUCGGGGGAGCUCUUCGCGCCGCACCGCCUCGACGCGCACCAGUCCAUCCGCCGAGAGAAGGUGCAGCAGCUCGCGUCCCACGUCGCUCGGCUGUCCCGGGAGGGCGCCGCCGUGGACGCCAGCCGCGGCGUGUUCACCACCGCGUUGAACCUGCUCUCCUGCACCAUAUUCUCAGCGGACAUCAUCGACCUCGACGACAGAGAAGGGACAGGGCAGUUCAGGGCCAUGAUCGCAAGCUUCACGGAGGUCGUCGGGCUGCCCAACCUGUCGGACUUCUUCCAUGUGCUUGUCAAGAUCCGAUUCGAGAGCCUGACCGACAAGAGCAAGUUCGACACGCAGCCGAAGCUCUUCAUCCACCUCGCCCUCGUCCCCGACACUCUCAAUCAUCGACAGCGGCGUCGGCAUGACCAAGUCAGCCAGGAGAUCUCAACGCUCACGGUUUCUCUGUCAACAAACACACUGAAAUUCUAUGCUCCACGGAGGUGCUUAAUUACUCCGACGGAUGGGGCAUAAAUAAAUAUUGUGGCUUCAUCUCUAAUACUUACUGUAACUGCUUAGUGUUGAGCUUUUUGACUGUGUGUAUGUGUGAGGGGGAGUUCUGAAUGUUUGCUGCUAACUGACGCCAAGCAAGAAUGCCGAUGCCACUUGCCAAUGAUCUCAGGUUUCUAAAAGUUGGAAGUUGGACAGGCUUUUAAGGCCAUGGCCGAGGCAGAGGAACACGUACCCAUGAAUGGCUCGGUGUUUCACUUAACCACAACCUUGUACUUUCCUCUAGCGUAGUACAGUACAGUACGUGGUAUGGAGGGAAAUCAACUGGCCUCAUGUGUGCUCUGUUUUCUUGCAUAAAUAAAUAGGAGUACUGAAAUCGCUUAAACGGCACUGCUGCUUAAACGACACUGCUGCUUAAUCUGAAACAGUUACAGUUCUCAGUUCAAUAUUUCUGCAUUGUAGUUAUUUGUAUUCUCAUAAAGGCGUGAGGCAUUAAUUGUUAAUUCUUGGGAUGCUUUGUUUGGAUUGAGGUUGGCUCAUAAUUCAUUAAGUUUGAAUAUGAGUUAUUAUAUCUCAUUGAGUUUCUCUCUGUUCUGCUCUGUUCACACUGGACAACUAUUAAUUUCUUUUCAUGUAAAAUGAGAUGACAUGAUGCAAAGCGCAACCUGUACAAUGACAUAUGGAGUAGUGAUUUUCUUACUAACUUUGGAAUAGAUCCAUUGCAUUUAUAUACUAAUCCUAGCCAAAUAUGAAUUCCUUCCACAUUGACAUAGAAAUAACCCAGUUCUGAUUGUUGUUUUGUUUUACUGUGUCCUACUGCCACUGGACAUAAUCUCUUCUACUUGAUUCACUAGCAUAGUUUUGAUCUAGUAUUUACAUUCACUGUACUGUAUAGGUAAUUAGUGCUUCAGCUAUUUCUAAAUCAAAAUAUACUUGCAUUUUUUGUAUCCAACCAUUCACUAUUCUCUAAAUGUCUGCCAGAUAUCUUUGCUAAAUACUGGCCCCUCGCACGAAAUGUUUAGCUUCUCCUUUGGUGGAACAAGUGGUAACCUACUUGCUGCUGGUUCUAGUUCCAAGGUAAGGGAACGGAGAGAGGGGAGCUGCUCCCACUGUGUACAGGACACCAUGGUUGCUCUCACGAGGAGAAGCUGAUGCUACAGGACGCCCUCCCCCCCCCCCCCCCCCCCCCCCCCCCCCCCCCCCCCCCCCCCCCCCCCCCCCCCCCCCCCCCCCCCCCCUCC